AUGCUUUUUUCUCUUCAUCAAGCGCAGGAGGAGGUAGAUGAUGCACUGCACGAGCAGGAGACACAGCAGAUGAAUAUGUUUACAGCUAUAAACGAAGCCAUGCGCAUUGCCAUGGAGACUGAUCCUACCGCUGUGCUCUUUGGUGAAGAUGUAGCCUUUGGUGGUGUCUUUCGCUGCUCUGUGGAUCUCCGUGAAAAGUUUGGAAGCGAUCGUGUUUUUAACUCGCCACUGUGCGAACAAGCAAUUGCCGGCUUUGCUAUCGUUAAUGAGGCGGCCAAGUUUCGGUAUCGUUCGGGCAACGAUUUUAAUUGUGGCAAACUUACGCUACGGGCCCCGUACGGAGCUGUAGGCCACGGUGGUCACUACCAUUCUCAAUCGCCGGAAGCAUACUUUGCUCACACACCUGGUCUUAAAGUGGUUGUACCACGCAAUCCGGCAACAGCAAAGGGUUUGUUACUAGCAUCCAUUCGAGAUCCCAAUCCCGUCAUUUUCUUGGAGCCAAAGGCUUUAUAUCGCGCAUCUGUGGGAGAGGUACCAGUAGGGGAAUACGUACAAAACCUAAGUGAAGCCGAGAUUUUGCGGCAAGGAACGGAUAUCACAGUAGUUGGGUGGGGUGCGCAAAUGCGAGUACUGGAGGAAGCCUGUCGGUAUGCUGAAGACGUUGGUAUCAGCUGCGAACUUAUCGAUUUGCAGACAGUAUUUCCCUGGGAUGCUGACACUAUCGAGCACUCGGUCCGUAAGACUGGUCGACUCGUGAUAAGCCAUGAAGCUCCGAAAUCGGGUGGUUUCGCCGCCGAAAUUUCGUCAAGUAUACAGGAGCGGUGCUUUUUAAGUCUGGAGGCGCCUAUACAGCGCGUGUGCGGCUACGACAUUCCCUUUCCGCUCGCGUAUGAAUCACAUUAUCUGCCGGAUGCACUGCGAAAUUUCGAAGCGAUUAAGAAGAGGUUGGUCUGGAAUGUGACGCUAUCCUACUUUCGUGCUCUUUGA
Molecule: messenger RNA, 987 nt
Organism: Plasmopara halstedii
Lineage: Eukaryota; Oomycota; Peronosporomycetes; Peronosporales; Peronosporaceae
Product: 2-oxoisovalerate dehydrogenase subunit mitochondrial
Exons: 8
Coding region: 1-987 (328 amino acids)
Biological process (GO): branched-chain amino acid catabolic process; response to nutrient
Molecular function (GO): catalytic activity
Source: RefSeq, a predicted model, not a curated record